Molecule: messenger RNA, 1611 nt
Organism: Paraglomus brasilianum
Lineage: Eukaryota; Fungi; Glomeromycota; Glomeromycetes; Paraglomerales; Paraglomeraceae
Source: the annotation of a GenBank genome assembly
AUGGUUGAACAUGCCGUUGCCAAAGUAUCCGAUAUCAAAGAUGGUGAAAUGAAAGAAGUCGCAUUCGGCCCUAGUGAGGCAAAGGUGCUAUUGAGCAAAGUCAAAGGACAGAUUUAUGCCACUUCUCACAAGUGCACUCACUAUGGGGCACGCCUUGUGACGGGAGUUCUUUCGAAUGAUGGCCGUAUCUUGUGUCCAUGGCAUGGUGCCUGUUUCAAUGCUACCACGGGUGAUAUUGAGGAUGCUCCUGCGCUUGACAACCUUUGCAAAUUUAACGUCACUAUCAAAGGUGAUGACGUUUACGUUGAAGCAGAUGAAGCGGAGCUUGUCCGUGGUAGACGCGCACCCGUCUGCCAAAGAACAGUUACCGCGUCCAACGCAUUCACUGUUAUCAUCAUCGGUGGUGGUGCUUCUGGUAACGCCGCGGCCGAGAAGCUGCGCGAAGAUGGAUUUAAUGGACGUAUCGUCGUUAUAUCAAAGGAAGAUUAUUUCCCUAUUGACAGACCAAAGCUUAGCAAGUCAUUUGGGAAUAGUCCUCAGAAACUUGCUAUUCGUAACUCUGAAUUCUAUGACAACAUGUCUAUUACGUUCAAGCUGGAUACAAGCGUCACAAGUGUUGAUCCUCAGCAGAAGACAGUUACAGUCGAAAAUAAUGAAGUGUUCAAGUACGACAAGUUGAUUAUCGCAACGGGAGCAAAACCACGAUCCAUCCCUAUUCCCGGGAACGAUCUCGGAAACGUAUUCUGUCUUCGUGUGGUGCAUGACAAUACAAAGAUCGAUCAAGCUAUCGGAACCGGCGAGAAGAAGAAUGUGGUCAUUAUUGGUUCUUCUUUUAUUGGUAUGGAAGUUGCAUCGAUUGCGGCAAAGAGAGCAAAUGUUACUGUUGUUGGAAUUGAAAAGGUUCCAUUCGAAAGGCAUCUUGGUGAAAAGGUUGGAGCUGCGUUGAAAGCUUUCCAUGAAAAGAAUGGUGUUACUUUUCGUUUAGAUACUGGAGUGGCGAGCAUUGAACCAUCAGUAAUUGACUCGAGCAAAGUAGGAUCAGUCGUUCUAUCGGACAACACCGUCUUACCUGCUGACGUCGUUGUCGUUGGAGUAGGAGUAGCACCGGCGACGGAAUUCCUUCGUUCGUCUCCAGGAUUCAAUCUCGAGCCAGACGGUAGUCUUAAAGUAGACGAGCAUUUGAUGGUCGAAGGAAUUGACAGUGUCUAUGCGGUUGGUGACAUUUGUCGAUUCAAGUACCAUAUAACUGGAGAGCUACUAAGGGUCGAACAUUGGAACUUUGCAGAAAACACGGGCAGAGCAGCUGCAGUCAACAUUACGAAUAACAAUUCCACACCAUUCACAAAAGUACCUUACUUUUGGAGUGCACAACAUGGAAAGAGUCUGAGAUAUGCUGGCUACGCAUCUUCGUUUGACGAUAUCAUUAUACACGGCGACUUGGACGCUCUCGCGUUUGCAGCCUACUACACACAAGGAGAUAAAGUUGUUGCCGUCACGACAAUGUCCAAGGAUCCUAUUGCAUCUCACAGCGCCGAGUUGCUCCGUCUCCACAAAUUCCCAUCAGCCACCGAGAUAAGAAACGGAUUAGACCCACUACAGAUUACGCUGUAA